AUGAUGAUCGUAUCGUUUGUGGGAAUCUUACUAAUUUUCCUAUUCCACGUUGCGGUUGAUGGGUCAAAAGUUGUUGAUGAAAGAGAGAUGGGAUGUGAGAGAAGGGACUCGUUUCUCUCUGUCUCUACCUCUUACUUCGUUUGUAAUUUUGCCUUCUUCUUCUUCUUUUAUUUUUUUUUUUCGUUUUUUUUCUUUCUUCUUUCCGAGUGCUCGUUCCGUGUUUUCUCUUUCAUGCGGGUGUUAAAAUUCACGUUCGUUUCUCUAAAGUGUGACAGAAAUCGCCAUUUUUCAACCUUUUUGAAAUUAACGCCGGCGGGGUUUUCUGUUUGGCCGGAAAGAGCAGCGAUCUCCGCGUCGGUUUUUGGGUCGUUCUACACAGCAGCGGAAGCAGGGGAACGGAAAGGUAUUCUGUUAACUCAGUUGCGCUCGUUGCUAGUGAUGUCCGCGGGGGUCACGUGA
Molecule: messenger RNA, 459 nt
Organism: Maudiozyma barnettii
Lineage: Eukaryota; Fungi; Ascomycota; Saccharomycetes; Saccharomycetales; Saccharomycetaceae
Exons: 1
Coding region: 1-459 (152 amino acids)
Source: RefSeq, a predicted model, not a curated record